Molecule: messenger RNA, 1357 nt
Organism: Trichosurus vulpecula (common brushtail)
Lineage: Eukaryota; Metazoa; Chordata; Mammalia; Diprotodontia; Phalangeridae
Gene: ZFPL1
Product: zinc finger protein like 1
Exons: 8
Coding region: 90-1022 (310 amino acids)
Cellular component (GO): Golgi apparatus
Source: RefSeq, a predicted model, not a curated record
CCGCACCCGGAAGAGACGUGGCAGCGAAAGAGUAACAAGAGCCGCAGGAGGGAGCGAAGCUACGGCUCCCGGGCAGCCCCCGGGAGACCAUGGGGCUCUGCAAGUGCCCCAAGAGGAAGGUGACCAACCUGUUCUGCUUCGAGCAUCGGGUCAACGUGUGCGAGCACUGCCUGGUGGCCAACCACGCCAAGUGCAUUGUCCAGUCCUACUUGCAGUGGCUCCAAGACAGUGACUACAACCCCAACUGCCGACUCUGCAACACCCUCCUGUCCACACGGGAGACUACGCGCCUUGUCUGCUACGAUCUGUUUCACUGGUCAUGCCUUAAUGAACGAGCUGCCCAGCUGCCUCGAAAUACAGCGCCUGCUGGCUACCAGUGCCCCAGCUGCAGUGGCCCCAUCUUUCCCCCUGCCAACCUUGCAGGCCCUGUGGCCACUGCCUUGCGGGAGAAGCUAGCCACUGUCAACUGGGCCCGAGCUGGGCUGGGCCUCCCACUGAUCGAUGAAGUGACUCCAGCCCCUGAGACCCUUGAAACUUCUGGCUUCUCUGACUGGUCCGACUUUAAUACAAGUAGCCCCUCAGGGCUAGAAGAGCAAACCUCCUCCUCGGUCACUCCAGCCUUCUACAGUACGCCCUCAAGGCCUCCGCCUUCCCCUGGCCGGCCUGAGCAGCACGCCAUCAUCCACAUGGGCAGCCCUGAGCCCCUUACAGCCUCUGCUCCUCGAAAAGUAUAUGAUACCCGGGAGGGAGGCCGGGGUCCCGGCCCCCACGGUGACUGUGAUGAUGACAAGUACCGACGGCGGCCUGCCCUGGGAUGGCUGGCCCAGCUGCUUAGGAGCCGAGCAGGGUCCCGAAAACGGCCCUUGUCCCUGCUGCAGAGGGCAGGGCUGCUGCUGCUGCUGGGAGCCCUGGCUUUCCUGGCCCUCUUGGUUCUCAUGUCCCGUCUGGGCCGGGCUGCAGCUGACAGUGAUCCUAACCUCGACCCUCUCAUGAAUCCUCACAUCCGUGUGGGCCCAGCCUGAGCCCUAUCCCUCUCUUCCUUCCUCAUCUCUGGUGGGAAUCCCACCUAGCUGGGGGGAGAGUCGCGGCCAGUGUGGGACAGGGGGCGCUGGCUCCUCAUCCCUCUCCUCCCCACUCCAGUCUCCUGACACACAAAAGCCCCAGUAAUGUGAGGGGAUGAGGGCCUUUUGGCUGUUGCUGCUGAGGUCCUGGGACUCACUUGGGGCUGAGUUCUGUCCCCCAACCUGCUUUUCCUUGGGAGUGUCCCCAGACAACCAGCCCACACCCACCUUUCUCCUCCAUACUCCUCCCUCAGGAAAAGCUGUGGUGUUGAAAAUAAAUGACAGACUUUAUUAAA